AUGCCGCGCAACUUCUUCUGGGACGAGGAGAACACGGAAGACGACCAGCACCUCCUGAACGUUCGCAAGGACCGACGGAUGGCGGCCAUAGCGGCCACGGUGAGCUCUGAGGACUGGAGCGAUCUGCAACACCAGACCUAUCGCGGCCUGGCGUCUUAUCAAUCCGCUGUGGACGGUGUGGACACCGACACGGCAUGGCAGUGCUUCACCAUCGCUGAAGGUUUGUUCGAGGUGAUUGAGGCCGUGAUGCUUCGUGAAACGCCCUUCGCCCACAGGCGGGCCACUUUUGGGGCCCCUGCGGGCCCCGGGAAGCUCCACAGACGAAAAGCUGGUGAGGAACACUGGCUUGGGUUGACACCCAGCGCUGUUGUAGAGGUGAGCCUCUAUGACGAUGCGGGGCGACAGCAGGGCCGAGGUGUUGUGAAAUUGCAGCACCGCGCCAUAGAGGAUGAGGCUGGCAAAGGUCAAACCUGGCGAGGAUUCUUUCUGGCCAUUGAAGACGGAUAUUACGAGUGGUGGGUACAAAAUCAUUACCCCACGAAGGUGCUGCCAUUCCACUUCUGUCAGGUGGCGGCCCAUCGGUGUGGGGAGCAAACGCUGUACCGGGACCCCAUCCACGUUGACGUCUUCAGAGUCUUGCCGGAUGAUACAUACGUGAGGCUGCCGUGGAUGACCGAUGAAAAGAAUGAGAAGGCCAAAAGCUUGUUGGCACUCCACGCCACGCAGGCGCCUGCGGUCCCAGCCCUCGCCUCUCCAGCUGUGGGGGGUGGGGAUGGUGGCCGUGGGAGCCGAGCUGAUGGUGAAGUGGAGGUGGGUGAAGCUGGCAUUGCAGGGCUGGCUCGAGCACUUGGAACUGCAGGAGAUCGUGGCGACAAGAGAGAGAGGCAGAUCGACGAUGAUAAGGAGGAAAAGAAGAAAAGGAAGGAGAAGAAGGCACCAGUGGAUGCCCGAGAGGAAGGCCUUCGAGCCGUUCUGAAUAAGCGGAAGGCACCGCUACCUACCGGGGGUGCGCUCAAGCUGAAAGGAGACGACCUGAAGAAGAAGAAGAAAAAGAAGCGGAAAAGAGAUUCAGAGAAAAAGCGGAAGUCCAAAAAGGAGGAAGCUAGCAAGGGGUCCUCCGAGGAAAGUGACUCAGGGGACGACGAGACCUCCUCAUCGAGUUCAGGGUCGCUUUUUCAGUUGGCCGCCCUGCCACAGGGAGUAGACCGAUUGCACCGGUUGCAUCAGGAGAAGCCAGGGGCUCUGGCGGACCUAACGCUCCGGCGCUUUCAGGAGCUCCUGAACCGCUCAAUAGGCGGGGGAACGGCCGAGACAGAGCAGGAGAUGCCGCCGGUAGCGCGCGCAUACCUCAGCCAGAUCUACAUGGUGCGCCAUCCAGAAGCAGCGAUUGGCCUGCGGAAUCUGAGAGAGCUGCGUACGUUGGCGACGCUGGUGGAUCUCAUGGCCAUGAACGGCCAAUGGAGUCAAGCAAACUUGCUGGAGCUCAUUGUGCCGGAGGAGGAGCAACGAGCCUGGUUCCGACAGGAGUUGAAGGCAGCCCAGCAAGAGCACAAGAGCGACCUGAGGAGGUCAGAGCCAAGGGAAAGGAAAGAAAGGAAGAGGAAAAGGGAAGAAGGGCAAGCGGUGGUGAGCCCACCCGCGGCCCGGCGGGGGUUAGAAUACCCAGCGAUGGAAAGGGCCCUAAAUGAAUGUGAAGUGUCUGAAGAAACACGAGAGAAGGUCAGAAGCCUCAUGCAGGAUCCGGAGGGGGUGGCGCUCUAUCGACUCAGGAGGUUUGCGUUGGGCAAGAGCCCAAACUGGAAGAUGAUAGAGCAGGAUUUCUUUGAGAUGAUUGCCAAUGUCGCUGGAGACCCACCUGCACUGGUAAAGAAGCAGUUGCGGCUCAGCUGUCAAUUCCUAGGAGAGGAAUUGAUACCAUCCGCAUCGGAAGUGGCCUGCCGGCUCUUGGGGGUCGACCAAUCUCAGGCCGGGGUUGAUCCUCGGUCUGGGGAAGGUCGGCUCCUAAAGUUGGUGAAUGGCAUUGAAGUGCGAGCUGCUGACAUUGAGUGGAAGAGAGAGGACGGGGUUUAUGUUGGCACCCCUCACAAAGAGUUUGGUGCCUCAAUCUACCACCAGGAGUUUGUCAGUCAGUUGGAUAAGGAAAAAGUGAGGAUAUCUUUGGUGGGUCAACACUUAUAUGUUGGCUCAAAGGACCUGAGAGCUGCCGACUGGUUGAUUCAGGAAUUUGGGCUGAUUCCAAAAGAGCACGUGACGCCGGUCUCAUGGAGGCAGAUGAUGCGGCGAGGGCUGGGGCUCAGCUUGUCGGUGAGUCUUGUGGGGGUGGUCUUAAAAGUCGGCAUUCAAGACCGCCCUGGAGAGUUGGGCAACUUAGCGCGUGCCCUUCCUUGCUGCGCUCUGGAGAACUUUCACCGACUGGCAAAGGAGCUACUCCCAUUGCCAAUGCCCAUCAUGACCGACGAAGAACUGGCUUUUGAGGCAGCGGUGAAGGAGGUCCUCUGUGGCCGCUUGGAUGUGACCAGUGAGAGUUGGAGGAAGCUGAACAGUGAGGCAAAGGAAAUCGGUGUGAAGGCAUGGACCUGGCUGCAGUGCUUCGUGAUCAACCACCUAUACUGCCACGGAGCAGGUGGUCGCAUGCUGUCUGAGUGCAUGCUUCAUGCGAAGGAACCUACUGCGAGCCAGGAAAGAUCCAUCAAGCGACUUGACAGCUUAAGCAAGAAAUGGAUUGAAGAAGAUAAGGAGGAUGCGAUCAGGGCAGACACCUGGGAGAAGUCGUCUGAGACAUUGGGGGACAUGUACACAGGACCCAACGUAGGGAAAUCCUAUCCUCUGACAUUGGAGGCAAUACUCCCCACAACACCAGGUGCGAGUGAAGCGGCGAGGAUCCCAUUGUCAGAAGUGGUGAGCGACUCGGUCAAGGAAUAUGUGGAUGACCCUUCGCUGCUGCGUAUCCCGGACGAGGAGCUCAUUGGGCCACGCACCUCAGCGUUGGUGCAAGUCACCAGCCAGGAGGAGUGGGACAAGAUCGUGAGCCACCUGGUAGAUGCAGGCAUGCUUGAGAGGGAAGUUGAGGCAGAGACCCUCAAGUAUCGAGGGGAGCCAGUUCGUAAUGGGGCGUUUGGCGUCCACAAGAGUUGGGUGCUGAAGGAGGAUGGAGAAUGGCUCCGCACGUUGAGAUUGAUCAUCAACAUGAUCCCCGGCAACUCGUUCCAGAGACGCAUGCCAGUGAGAGCUUCGGAGAAGAUGGGUUAUGCCCCGCUGUGGGGGAACCUCUACUUGCAUGAGGACGAAAUCAUCAUAUGUGCCGCUGAGGACCAGAAACACUGCUUUCAUAUCUACCGGCCAGGAUAUGCAUGGCGAGCCUUCUUCAGUUUGAGUAGGAUGGCUUCAGGACAGGCCUUCAAAGAUGGAAAGGUGGAGAAAGGUUACCCUCGAGUGAAGAGUGCACCCAUGGGGUGGAACAAUGUGGUGGACUUUAUCCAGGACGGCUUUGAGAACAUGGCCAAGAUGGCAGGUUUGGCGCCUAAUCAAGUUAUUCGAAUGGGCGAGCCGAGCCCGUUGGAACCUUUGGCAACUCCCAGAUCAUUCUUUUCGUUCUAUAUGGACAACUUUGACCAGCUGAAGAUCAUCUGGAGGACCGACCGGGGGCUGUACGAAGGCCAGCCGACCGAUGAACAACUCCAAUUGCGAGAGACCAUGGAGGAAUUGACUGUAGGGAGAGACCCCAAGAAAGCAGCUGAGGGAUCAAUCAGCUGGACCAGUUUGGGAGCCGAAGUGGCUGGAGAGGAAGGAUGGAUUGGCAGCUCGCGGAGCUUCCGCCGGGCACUUCUGAGUGCUAACCUUGGGCUGUUGGUGGGGGAUGAGGUCCGUACUGAUUCCCCCAAUCUGCAGUCUGUGGUUUCAAAGAACAUGCACUCGGUGCAAUACAACCGGCAGCUGGCAGUGUUGUUUGACAGGCUGUACGUGGAAAUGAAUGCCAGCAGGCCACGACUCUUGAGUGAGAAAGGUCGCGACGAGCUCUUGCUGCUAUGCUGCUCACUGCCCAUGCACUGGCUUGACGUCAAGAUGAAAGUGUCAGGCCAAGUGUAUGCGACAGACGCGAGUCCAGAAGGCGGAGGAGCCUGCUGCACUACUGGCCUGAGCCCCUGGGGAAGUGCAAGACUUCACAGCCUCAGUCAUGAGCGUGAUGGACUGGAGGGAGCCGCUACUGAGAAUGCCCUAGUGAUCGAAUGCUUUGCGGGCAUGGGAGGCCUGAAGCAAGCACUGGAUUUGAUUGGGUUUGAGCCCGCUGGGGUGGUGGCAAUUGAUACCUCGGCUGAGUGCUGUAAGGUAUACAAGCAGCACUGCCGCCACGUCAUCUGGGUUCAGAAGAUUGAGUCCGUGACGGAGGAGCAGGUCUUGGAAUGGAGAAGGCGAUUUCCGCGCGCCACAAAGGUGGUCAUUGGAGGAGGAUGGCCAUGCAUCAACCACUCGGUGCUGAACCCUAGACGACAGGGAGCAGAAGGAGCUUCGAGCAAGCUGCUGGACGACAUGUUGGCAAUCAGAGGAUGGUUGGGAUCGUGCUCAGAGAAGUUGCACCUUCCCCCAUGGAAAGUAGUGGAGAUUUUCGAAAAUGUGGUCAUGGAUGAUGCAGAUUACGAAGCCCAAAGCAAGAAGAUUGGGUACACGCCCUACUUUGUUGAGGCUGCUGAGAUUGGGCGUUGCCGAAGACCCAGGCUCUACUGGAUUUCAGGGGUGGACCUUGUGGCUGGAGAUGAUCUGUCUGUCGCCGCGCGGCGAACUCUGAGAGGUCACAACUACCAGGUGAAGCAAAUCAAGGUGGACACGGAACGUCCCCCGCUCACAUGGUUCCUGAAUGAAGGGACCACCAAGAUGGCCGAACCUGAAGAGCCGUUUGCAACGUUCACCCGGCCAAUCGCUCGACAGAGCCCUCCAGAAGAUCCUGCCGGGUUUGACCAGGCCACAGAGAAGGCCUUGAAGCGGUGGCGCGGAGACAGUUACAGGCUCCAGCCCUACCAAUAUGAGCCUCGUAACCUGGUAACCGACAAGAAUGGGCCCAGAAGGCCUGCAGUCGAAGAGCAGCUCCGGAUGAUGGGUUUCCAAUCCACACACCUCAAUACCAAAACCAAGCUCAGUGCAGACCUGAGAGGUCAAAUGGUUGGGAAUUCCUUUUCAGCGAUGGUGGUGGCUCGGCUCUUGGUGGGCCUGGUGUUGAAGCCGGAGCAAUGUGUUGGAAAGGAUGUCAGCCUGAUGCUCUGGGAAGUCUGGAAAGCCAAGGAAGACAAAGCUGGUCAAGAAGGAAAACCUUGGAAAGUGAGGUUUGCAAGUGUGGCUGCGGGGGUUCCUGGGGUGGUGAGCCUGCUCGAGCGGGUCUUGCCAUCACCAGUCGCGCCCCUGCGGUCAUUCAUUGACCCUCAACAGUGGCUGACAGACGAAGAGAUGCUGAGCUACUUGUUAGCUCGCAAUGGGACACACCGUGGUGCUGAGAUCCGGAUUGACUUGGGGAUGCCUUACUCCGUUGGUGAACUGUGCCGGCAGAGCAUUGAUCCCAGUCACUGGAUUUGGAAAGUCUUGAUGUCCUACUCAUGGAGAGAGCCAGGACAACACAUCAACAUCUUGGAGUUGGUGGCGGUCCUUGAUCUUCUCCGCCGGCAAGGACGCGAUCCAAAGCAUCAUGACCAACGCUUGAUCACACUUGUGGACAACCAAGUUGCAAUGAGCUGCCUCUCGAAGGGACGCAGCUCCGCUCGAGCCCUCCAAGGUCCCCUACGCCGCAUCAGUGCCGUAUGCCUAGCCGCACACUUUCGACUCUGCCUCGGAUGGAUCAAGAGCAAGUGGAACCCAGCUGAUGGGCCCAGUAGAUGGGCCAAGCGUCGUCGCAAUGCCUAG
Cladocopium goreaui is the source of this 5886-nucleotide messenger RNA. Lineage: Eukaryota; Dinophyceae; Suessiales; Symbiodiniaceae. The record is from the annotation of a GenBank genome assembly.